Molecule: messenger RNA, 1826 nt
Organism: Rhipicephalus microplus (southern cattle tick)
Lineage: Eukaryota; Metazoa; Arthropoda; Arachnida; Ixodida; Ixodidae
Gene: DAT
Product: Sodium-dependent dopamine transporter
Biological process (GO): sodium ion transmembrane transport; amino acid transport; dopamine uptake involved in synaptic transmission
Cellular component (GO): neuronal cell body membrane; presynaptic membrane; axon
Molecular function (GO): dopamine:sodium symporter activity
Source: RefSeq, a predicted model, not a curated record
GCAACGCCGCUUCUUCCAACCGGCACGAGCAGCAUUCGGCCGCCAACUCUCAGGCCAUGACGGAAGUCUGUUUGACUCCCCACUCCGAUGACCCCAAGGAUGCGACCAUGGACAGUUUGGGGCGGAAGUCCGGUGACAGAGAAGUAUGGGGCAAGAAGGCCGAUUUCCUGCUGUCCGUGAUUGGAUUUGCUGUGGACCUGUCGAAUGUGUGGCGCUUCCCAUACCUCUGCUACGCCUACGGCGGCGGCGCGUUUUUGGUGCCGUACCUGAUCAUGCUGGCGGUGGGUGGCAUUCCGCUCUUCUUCAUGGAGCUUGCCCUUGGCCAGUACCACCGCAAGGGCGCCAUCACCUGCUGGGGAAGGCUGGUGCCCCUCUUCAAAGGCGUGGGUUACACGGUGGUGAUGAUUGCCUUCUACGUGGACUUCUACUACAACGUGAUCAUCGCCUGGGCGCUCUACUACCUGGUGGCCUCUUUCAAUACCGAGCUGCCGUGGACCAACUGCAACAACUCGUGGAACACGGACCACUGCCUCGAGCUGGCUUACGGCCAGCGCCUUCUCAGGCUUCCGGCCAACGAGAGCUCGACGCCUUUGGACGAGGGCGUCGACGGCCGUGACGCCAACGCCACCAACGACACGGACAGGGCAGUCGCCGUCGACCUCAGGGCCAACUACACCACUCCGGCCGAGGAGUACUUCACACGUCACCUUCUGCAGCUUCAGUACAGUUCGGGCAUCGACGACCUCGGUUCCAUCAAGUGGGACAUGGCGCUGUGCCUGCUCGCCGUCUACGUGAUUUGCUACUUCAGUCUCUGGAAAGGAAUCUCCACCUCCGGAAAGGUGGUUUGGUUCACGGCGCUGUUCCCGUACUGCGUGCUUUUCAUCCUGCUUAUCCGUGGCACCACACUACCCGGGGCGGCCCAGGGAAUCGCAUAUUACCUGACGCCAGACUUCAGCGUGCUCGCUAACCCGAGGGUUUGGGUGGAUGCGGCCACUCAGGUAUUCUUCUCCCUGGGUCCCGGCUUCGGCGUCCUGCUGGCAUUCUCCAGCUACAACGAAUUCCACAACAACGUCUACAGGGACGCGUUGCUGACAAGUGCGGUGAACAGCGCCACCAGUUUCCUGGCGGGCUUCGUCAUCUUCAGCGUGCUGGGCUACAUGGCCCACCGCGCAGACAUACCCAUCGAGAAGGUGGCCACCGAAGGCAAGCUUUUCUCGUCUCAUUCCACUUUCGGCGGUUCCGAGGCGAUCAUCACGGGCUUCAGCGACGAGUACCCCUUCGUGAAGAGGAACAGAGAGCUGUUCGUGGCGGGGCUCUUCACUCUCUACUACAUCAUCGGACUCGCCAGCUGCACGCAGGGCGGCGUUUACGUGGUGAACAUGCUUGACCGCUACGCCGCUAGCUACUCCAUCCUCAUCGCAGUCUUCUUCGAGGCCGUGGCGGUCUCUUGGAUCUAUGGCAUCCGAAGGUUCUCGGACGACAUCAAGGAGAUGCUGGGCUUCCCCGUCGGCUCGUGGUGGAAAUUCUGCUGGGCCGUCGUGGCGCCUUUCUUCAUACUGGUGAUCAUCGCCAGCGGCCUGGUGAACUACGAGCGGCUGUCGUACAACGAGUACAAGUACCCGUGGAGUGCCGACGCGGUGGGAAUCUGCGUAGCUGCCUCGUCGGUGCUCUGCAUACCGGCCUUCGCCAUCUGGAACCUCAUCCGGACGCCCGGAACACUGGCACAGCGGCUUCGGCGGUUAACCACGCCGUGGCGUGACCAGGAAUGCGACUUCAAGAAGGACGCCGGUGCCUUGACUUCCAGUCCACCUCCGGUCAGCGUCUAA